AGUGUUGAUCCAGGAAACCUGGACAAAUUGACGACAUGGCAUUGAUCCUGUCAAGCAGUUUGAUGGCAGAACCAAUCCAAAUCGUAGGGGUUAAGUGGGCAAUCACACUGGGCAGGUCAGAUAAAGUGUUUCCACUGGAGCAUCGGAUUCGAUGGCCCGUUGAGCGCCAGCGUCAGCUGUUCCUAUCGAUAUCCGAUUGGCCCGAUUGUAGGAACAAAAAAGAAAAGUAAAAGAUUGAAAUAAUUAGUAUAAACUAACCGUAGUAUAUCUGAGCAAAUCAGUUAUUAAUGACGAACUAGCCGUAUUUGAUGUCUGCCCUAGCGCCGCCAAUUCCCUCUAUGAAGAACGCGCUCCACGCAGACAACUGCAAUGGGACUGGAACCGAGGAGGAGGCGUCGUCCGCGUUCCACGCGGAGAUUGACCGCGUUCUGCUAAACAACAAUGGCAAUCACGGUGGCAGCAGCAACGAAGGCGGCGGUGGGAGUGGCAGCGGUAGCGGUAGCGCCAGCGGAAGCGGCAGUACCGCCGGGUCGGGAGCCAGUGAGUACAUGUGGUCGCCUGGAGGAGGUAAGACGCACGAGGUUGCGCAGGCGUUCGCCAACACACUGCUGCUGCGUAACAUGAACCAUGAUGUGGGCAAAGGGCAGGCAGGCGCCCCUAGCCAUCGGAAGGUUUACAAGUGCAAAGCCGACCCGGUCAACCCAUCGGCCAAUGGCGAAGAUCUGCGUCUGUCCAAGAUCAUCCGCAGGCUAAUCAGCGAGUCCAAUCCCGCCGUGGCGCUGGAGCUGUGCGGAAAACUGGAUCAAGCCGUUCGCACGCCCAUUAACAUGGGCUACAUGUCGUGCUCCUUCGUGUGGAUCCUGGAGAACAUGCUCACCCUAUACAAGCAAUGCCCGCCUCCGGUUCUGGACGAGUGCAGCAAGACCCUCGGCUUAAUUGGCUACAUCAACCGCAAGUCGUAUCCCAUUUACGAGGAGUUUAUCGUGAAAAACUACAAGAGUAGCAAGCGCAUGCAGAAGUACCUGAUCGUGGCCCUGCGCACCACAAUGAGCUGCGACACCAAGUGCGAGCUGCACGUGUACGCCGACAAAAUCAUGCUGCUGUUGAAGGACUUUCUGGAGAAUGCGCAGAGCGCCGACAAUUUCAUUGCCGUCAGCAACACGCUGGUGCAGUUCUCAGCCAGCUACGGGGAGGCCUUCGAGUGCCACUUCACCGACGUAGUGGACAUCGUUAUCGGGUGGCAACUGGAGGCUGGCCAGCCCACGCACGUGAAGGCCCACUGUGCCCAGAUACUGGAGCAUUUGACGCCAUACUUUAGCAAGCAGAUCGAAUUCAGCUACGGUUUGUUGGACCAGUUUGUCGAGGAUAUUACCACGCUGGAGGAAGACGAACCCACGGCCACCGCGGAGCGUGUAGGUGCCUUUGUCGGUGCCUUCAACACGCUUCUGAAGUGCUUAGCCCGCAUGCAGAUAUUCGUGGGCAUGCCCACCUGUGAAUGCAUCGUCCAGAUGGCCCUGGAUCAUCUAAUCAAAAUAAUGCCCCACCUGGAGUUGCACUCGGAUACCGAAGCAUUGGUCAAUAUAAACGAACUGCUCUGCAUCUGCCUGUUGAAUAACUUCAGCGGCCUUGAUCCGACAACCUUGGAGCAACUGCUACUGGAACAGCUCGAACAGAUGCUUUCUCUGAAUGAGCUCCAGCGGCAGAGUGUCCUUUACCUGUUGCUCUGCACGGUGAGGAGGUUGCGGGCACGUCUGACGCCUAGCCUGGUGCACCUAAUAUUCCAAUCCAAUUCCUAUUUGACGGAGGUAAGGCGACAAACGCCAGGUGGCAGUUCCUACACGCUGCUACUGCGCACAUGCCAGGAGACACUGCUCAUCCGGAAUGUGCCCCUGCUACAGCAAGCGUAUAAAUAUCUUGUCGACGACAUUGACGCCUGUCUGGAACAACUGCUCUUCACUUCACCGGCAACGGAGGAGUCCGAAAGGAAAGCCAGCGAGGCGAGUGUGCUCCUCGUUUUCCAUCUGGCCGCUCUGGCUGCCCUUGCUAAGCAAACAUCUUCCAUAAUUGGCAUGUACGCAUGCAAGCCCUCGAUUCUGGAGCUGCUCCUCACCAACUGCAGGGCGCACGAACUUGCGCUCUGGGGCAGGUAUCCCGCCGCCCAGCAGGCCAUUUUUGAUCUGCUCGUUGUCCACUGCCAAGCAAAUCACAACUUCCGCACCAACUCCAGCUUGCUUCGUGAUCAGGAACUGUCGGCGGAGAACACCUCGCCAACGGCAAACAGUUUCGCUAGCAUACUUCGCUUCCUGGAUUCGGUUCUGGACCAGGCGCACCAACUGACACCGCAGAACUUGAGGAUAUUGCUGCAGUGGACACAGAUGCUCCUGAGCGAAUGCCGCGAGAAGGCUAAUCUGCUUAUGGAGCAAAAGAACUUCCGAGGAAUUUGCCGCAACAUCGCGGCCAACGCCUCCAAAUGGACACCCUUGGAAAGUGCUGCCUGCAUCCAAACUGUCCUAGACUACGGCCCGGAAAGGUUAGCACAUCUUCCGGAGCUAGUGAUUCUAUACCGCGAUACGGCGCUACAGCAGCUACAGGUGCUCUCCACGAAUUGUCAUGCAGCCUAUUCCCAAAUCUACGCCCAGUUGCCAUUGCAUCUUACCAUCAGCGGCUGUGAAUCACCAAUGCCGGUAAUGACCAGCAGAAGAGUUAGCGUUUGGCAGCAGAGGAUGAGCCAAUGCAGUGCAGUAGGCGACACCGUGUUCCGAGAUUUCUUUGACCGGCUGCACAAACCAGAGCAAGAUUCGCUGAUCCAUUGUAUGCGGGAGCUGUUUGUUCGUAGCUGCCAGGUGGCUCCGCAGGAUGAGCGGCAGGAGAAGCUGGCGCAAUGCACCAAGCGCUGCCAGCGAUUGGCUACCGCCUGGCUGCAAUUCGAAGCAGCUAGAUACUGUGUGGAUCAGCGACUCCGCACUACGCUGGGAAAGCCUCAAGAAACGUUCCUCGGAUUCGAGGCCAUUAUCAUGCGGCAUGCCAGAUUGCUGAGUGGCUGUGCCAAGGAGAUGGAGCGCUCAGCUCUGGACACCCUGUCGUUGGACGAGCUCCUGACCAUGCAGAGCAAUCUCAGUCUGCUCCUGGGCUUCCUCGAUGCGCUGGAGAAGCUCAUCUAUAACGCCGCCGAGGGAAGCGCCUUUGCCCUGCGACCCCCGGAAAAGCCAGUGGCUGCCUUCUUUCGUCUGAACAACCCCACUUGUCAGUCCUGGUUUAAUCGUAUCCGUAUUGGUGUGGUCAUCAUUGCCAUGCAUGUGCAGCAACCGGAACUGGUUAUUCGAUAUGCGCAGCAAAUUCUGCUCACCCAAAAGACGCCAGAUGCCACCUACAGUCAGGCUAUCGUUUACAUGGCCUGGGCUUUGGUUAGUUGCCAAGAAGCAGACUCGCUGCGAGGUCUGUGCCUGUGGGCACGUUCGAAGAGCAGCAAAUCCUACCAGUGGCUGAUGUACGCGGCGGAUCAGGCGGCCGGAAAGCGGGAAUCGGCACUGGCCGGCUACAAAACUAUCAUGGCCGAGGAGGAGCAUCAGCCCGAACUGGAGCCGCAUACUCGACAGUUUGUUCUGGCGCAAAUGAUGCAGUGCUUGCAGGAUCUGGGUCAGUGGUCUCAGCUGGUGGAGCUGAAGCAGCAGCAGCUGACGCGUCCAGAGGACAGAGAACUGAAUCCCUUUCUGCAACGCAGCAAUGUGGAGGUCAAUGCACUGGAACGGCUCUUGGCCAGGGGAGAGGAGUCGUACUCCUCGGUGGACGACUUUGGCGGAGCCUUGCAGCAGUUGAGUCUUUGGCCCACCAACUGGGAAGAGUCUGUGCCCCCAAGUGCCGUAAUCGAACGUGCAAGCUUCUCAUCCGUCCAUGUGCGCCAACGAACCGAGGAUAUUGUGCUGCACAAGCUAUUAGAAGAACGUUGCCUGCCAGAUCAGGCGAGAAACCUACUGGACACCCAAUGGCGAGACAGCCUGCUGAACCCCAGCAUUGAUCAGCGAUCCUGCAAAGAGCUCACUCUGCUACGACAUAUAGUGCAGGGUGUCAGUGGCGGCCAGGAGUUGUCCCUGCUGCCCUUGUCCUCGGAUAGAUGUCAAUACCGCUCCAAUCAGAUUUCCAGCGCCAUUUUGAUGCGCUGCUUGGCAUGGACGCAUUUGCUGCGUCAGCAUUGUGCACCUGGCAGCUGGGAAACGCUUUGUUUGGACGCAGCAGCAGCGGCGCGGGAGGAAGGCAAUCUUCAGCUAGCGGAAACCCUGCUCACACAGUUCUUCGGUCAGCCGCUGGAUGAGAUAGCCGGCCUGUUUUCACUGGAGCAUGGAGUGAAAACGGAUAAUCCGCAGUUGCUUCGCGGCUACAGUGAGCUGGUCAAGUGCCUAUAUCUCCAGGAGCAGCAGACGCAGACACAGUGCGGCGAUUUAAGUUCUUCGAUUGAUGUAUGCGCCUCCCUAUGCCUAAAUAUUCAGAAGAGCGAUUAUCAAGCGGCCGAGGGCGCGGAUCUCCUGCUUAACCUAUCCGAUUGGAUAGCCGCCCGGACAUGCAAUGGCUUGGCCACCAAUCAAUCGCCUGCAUUGAUUCAACUGCUGGACCAGCUGCCGGAAUGUCCGCUGACCUGCGGCUCCAGCCAACCGCUGGCCAUUCCCCAGGCCGAAGGUUUUGUUGCCCGCCUGGUUCAUUCUACUUUAAAGCAGCGUCCCAACUGCGAGGAAGCACUGAUAGCCUACGGCAACUGGUGCUAUCGAUGGGGCAAGAAAAUCGUGGACAGCGGCUGUGUGCUCACCCAGGCGGAUGCGACUGUUAUCAGCCAGGCGCUGGACAUUGCCCAGCCGCUUGAAAACGAACAGUUGGGUGAACUCAUCCAGGCACUGAGCAUGGAACAGCCGCCAGCGAACUGUGUAGAGGUGUGUCCGGAGGCGGCCCGUGCUCGCGACGAUGAGGCGGCCAAGAAUUGUCUGCGUCGGCUGACCUUUUUGGCGGAUAAAUCGCCAGAAGUGCUGGAUGCCAUUUUGCAGAUCUGGCGACGGGCCAUAGCCAAUACAUAUGAUUACUACAAGGAUGCAGCGCGCUCGUACUUCCAAUAUCUCAGUUUGAAAUCGGGCUCGGGUCCGGUCAACCCUGGGGGAGAACGAUUCGUAUCGCAGCGGGAACGUUUCCAUGUGGAUGACAGCAAUCUGGUGACCACGACGCUGCGUCUCCUUCGCUUGAUUGUAAAGCACGCCAGCGGGCUGCAGGAUGUUCUGGAGCAAGGACUGAACACCACGCCCAUUGCGCCCUGGAAAGUGAUCAUCCCACAGCUCUUCAGCCGACUGAAUCACCACGAACCUUAUGUGAGGAAGAGCGUCUGUGAUCUGCUGUGUCGUCUGGCCGAGAGCCGCCCCCAGCUGGUUAUCUUCCCGGCAGUCGUUGGUGCCAACAGGGAGCAACAGGAUGCAGCAUCACCGCCAGCUACAGCGGACCCAACCACGGAGGACGCCUGCUGCUAUGGCUAUCUGUUGGGUGAGCUCUCGAAACAGGCGCCGGGGGCAGUGCAGCAUGUGCAGCUGAUGGUGAAGGAGCUGCGCCGCGUUUGCCUGCUGUGGGACGAGUAUUGGAUCCACUCGCUGGCGCACAUCUACAAUACGUACGUGAGUCGUGUGAGUGCGCUGACAACCGAAUUCCGUCCGGACGAUCACGAGGGCAAGAAUAACCGCUUCAAUGUCUGGCGACCGCAAUUGCUCGCCGAUCUGGAGGCCCUAGCCGCGCUCACCGCUCGUCCGCCGGAGACCACCUAUGAGCGAAGUUUCCGCAAGCGUUUCGAUGCCCCCAUACGUGCCACUGUGGAUGCACUGCGCACUCGUCGCUAUCCGGAGGCAUGGGAUAAGCUGAAGCAGCUGUACCACAUCCUACAAUCGAAUAUGAUCCGAGGCACGGGCAGCACUCUCAAAAUGCAGAGUCUGAGCCCGGUGCUCUGUGGCAUUGGACGCAUGCGCAUCUCCAUGCCAGGCCUGGAUGCCCACGGGCCGGAUGAGGAACAGGUGUACAUCGAGAGUGUCGAGGGUUCGGUGUGCGUGUUGCCCACCAAGACGAAGCCCAAAAAGGUCGCCUUCUACGGCAGCAAUGGCCAGCGCUACACGUUCCUGUUCAAGGGCAUGGAGGAUCUCCAUCUGGAUGAGCGCAUCAUGCAGUUCCUGUCCAUCUCGAAUGCCAUCAUGGCCUGCCGCAGUGAUGCGCCCGGCAAUGGCUGCUAUCGUGCCCACCACUAUUCGGUUAUUCCACUGGGUCCGCAAUCCGGGCUGAUUAGCUGGGUGGACGGGGUGACGCCACUCUUUGCGCUCUACAAGAAGUGGCAGCAGAGACAGCCCCAGGUCACUGGGAAAUUGGGCGCCGGUGCUGGGGCAAAUGCCACGCGUCGCUUUACGGACUUGUUCUACAGCAAACUCUCGCCACUGCUGGCCAAGCACAAUCUGCAGGUGAGCGAUCCACGACGCCAGUGGCCAAUCUCCGCCCUUCGCCAGGUGCUCGCCGAAUUGUCGCAGGAAACACCCGGAGAUCUGCUCGCCCGGGAACUGUGGUGCCAGGCGGGAAACGCCGCCGAGUGGCGGCAAUCGGUGCGUUGCUAUGCCCGCUGCAUGUCGGUCAUGUCGAUGAUUGGCUACGUCAUUGGCCUGGGCGAUCGUCAUCUGGACAACGUGCUCAUCAACCUGGGAAGCGGCGAUAUCGUGCACAUCGACUACAAUGUGUGCUUCGAGAAGGGCCGCACCCUGCGCAUACCCGAGAAGGUGCCAUUCCGCCUCACCCGGAAUCUGGUGCACGCCCUGGGCAUCACGGGAAUUGAGGGCUCCUUCCGCUUGGGCUGUGAAUAUGUACUGAAGGUGAUGCGCAAGGAGCGCGAGACUCUGCUGACCCUGCUGGAGGCCUUCGUGUACGAUCCCCUGGUGGAUUGGACCAUCAACGACGAUGCCCAAGCUAUGCGCCGUUCCCUGAACGCCAAGCACCAGCAGGCAGCUGAAUGCGGAGCAGGAGAUCUCAGGUGCCACAAGAAGGACAGGAGUAAGGGAAAGCCACACGAUUGGGAUGCCAAGCGACAGCACUUCCUAAGCAAACUGGGCAUGCUGCUAAAGUACUGGUCCAGCAACAAGACGGAGAUGGUGCCGCAGCUGGAGGAGAUGGAACAGGAGGUGGGCAACCUGCAGGCGGCGCAGGUCAAGCAACUGAUGGCCGAGCAGGAGCUUGUGGAGCUGAACCAGCGCAGCGCCCUAAUCGCCGAAAUCAAAUCGCUGGGCACGGCGAUCGAGAGUCACAGUUUUAAUACGGCAUCGCUGCGUCAUGCCGUUCGCCGUGGUCACUCGGAGGCGUUGGCAACGCUCAGUAAGGAACGACUGCCGGACUUCGGCCAAGUGCAGUGCCUUCUCAGAACCUAUGGGCAGUGCCUGCAGCCUUAUCAUCUGGCCGAACUGCACGCCCAGCUCGUCCAGCUGCAAAUGGAGUCGGACGCGGAGAUUGCCAGGGAAUUCUCUGCGCUGGCUGAGGCUUUACAGCUAGCCGGACUGGACAGCAUGCGCAGCCAGUUGGAUGAGCUACUGAGUCGCCUGGAUGAGGUGGCCCUGAAGAGUUCCAAGCAUCUGCAGCAGUAUGCGGCAGUCAUGAACUUCUUCCCGGAACAAAGCCACCGACAAAACCUGUUCGUUCGCUUCCACGACAGCUUUGGAUCGUACAUCCAGCACGGUUACACUGUGGACUCCACCAGCAAUACCAAUUCGCCGUCUAGUUCUAUUAUUUGCACGGCGGAUGUCGUGGGCGUCGCGGAUGCCUUGGAGUUCGCUUGGGAGCGACUAGGCUGCCAAUUGAAUGAGGUCUCGCAGCGUUAUGCCGCCAAGCAGUCGCAGGCUCUAUCCCUCGGUGCACCCACUCCUGCUCUGCUGGCCAUGAUUGGCCAGAGCGGCUGCAGCCUGCUGCUGCUCAAGGCCAGCUUAGUUCGCACCUUGGAUCGCGCUGGAGGAGCAUUCGCCGCCUACGAACAGGUGGCCCUGGCCAACCAGGACGAGGGUCUGCUGCAACAUCAGCUGCACUUUGUCCACCUGGUGCGCUCCAUGUCCCAAGGAGUUCUGGCGAUGGCCAAGCAGGAGGAUCUGCUUCUGGGACAAUUGGAGAGCCUACUUUCAGCGCUGUCGCAUCUAAAGCAGAUCUUUGAGUACGACUUGCCAGCCAUCAUAUAUCGGUUGCUCCUGCUGCAGCCCAAUCUGGGCCAGCUGAGUGCCUUGUGCCACUUGAGUGCCUCCAGUCUGGCUCAGCUGUAUCUGGAAGCCACGCUGGAGAACAACCAGCUGCCGGAUCAGUUCCCAGCAGAGCGCAGAUUUCUACUAACCCUGCAGCCCGCCUACGAGCAAUUCCAGCUGGCCGCCACCGCCUUGGACUCGCUGGUCAGCAGCGUGCAGAUGAUGCUCGAGGAUGUCCACGAUGUGCAGACCCAACAGUUAAUGGAACUGGCUCUACUUAGGUCAUGUCAUACGCAGCUGAAUGACGAAUGCUUCUUCGGACUGGUCAGCGAGGCAUUGGAAGCCAGUCGCACUUGUGAUGUCCGUGAAAUGGCCCGACCUGUUGUGGGCCUCAUCCAACGCCUCCAAGUGGAAAGUCUUUCCGGCUUGCUGCCGAUCCUCACGCGCAACUUCUACACCUCCGUUGGUCCGCAAUGUCUGCCCACUGCGAACUGUGGGGAUCCAGCUCAAGCGGAUCACCUGUGCGAGGGUCUCUUCGUUUCGCUGCAAUCGGACGGCGCUUUGCAGCAGCAGCAAGCGGAAAUUGCACUACUCAAUCAGCAAUUGGAGCUGCACACACUGGCGGCAUCCGCUCAAUACUGGGCCUAUUCGGAAGCACUAGGCAGCCAGCUGCGCUGUGGCCACCACAUCGUCAGUCGGUCGAAACUGGCCGCCUUCAUUGGCGAGAGUUGGCUGGAGUUGGACCAGAAUCUUGCUGCCCUGCAGCAACUGCAAGCUGGCCUCGAGUCGCAACUCAGCCAGUUGCAGACGCAGCGCAGUAAUUGGAAUCGUAAUCACAUAGACAAUUUGUUGCGCAGGGAGCAGUGUAACAAGCAGAGGAUAAUGGCUCAUGUGGAUCUGGUGCAACAGCUGGCGGAUGGAGCCGGUGCUGUGGCCCGUCUGGAGCAGCAUGCCGGCGCUCUUGGGGAGGAGGGCCAGGCACUGGUUGACCACUUGGAGCAAUGGCUGGCUGCGCAUGGACAAUGGCAGGCGAGCAGCUCAAGGAUCAGCGCCGUGGAGCAGUCGGUGGUGGAACUCUUGGACCCCGAAGGUGCCAUCGACUCCUAUUGGCUGGAGAAUGUACAGGGAUUGUUGGAGGAGCAGACCUGCAAGGUGCACCGCGAGAUUGCGGCGCUAGAGGGCGAGCAGCAGAGCAAGCAUGGUUUCAUUUGCACCUUGCUCAAGGAGACUCUGCGGCUGCAGGACAAUAUGCCACGCUUCCAUGUGCGGAGCCUGUGCUCCGAGGCCCAGGCACAGGGUCAAGGGAAACUGGUGCCCACGGAUGUGCAGCUACUUUGCGGAAACCUGCGCGACUGUCAGCGCCUGCUGCAGUCCCUCUUCCUGCGGUUGCAGGAGCUGCGAAAGGAUCUUUGCGCCGAACGUCGCGUUCUGCAGCCUACUGUGCUGCAUAGCUGGCGUCACCAGCUGCAGAUGAUCCUGUCGUUGGCCAACCAGGAGGUGAACGAGUUCUUCAAAAGCAUGGACGAAUUCUUGCAGCACUCCACCGAAACGGACUCGUACGAAACCUUCACGCAUGCGAAAGGUUCUAGUAAUGUGCAUGAGCAGAAGCGAAAUGCGUACGGCGUGUCCGUGUGGAAGAAGAUAAGGAUGAAGCUGGAGGGCCGGGAUCCAGAUAGCAAUCAGCGCAGCACCGUCGCCGAGCAGGUGGACUAUACCAUUCGCGAAGCCACCAAUCCGGACAACCUAGCCGUGCUCUACGAGGGCUGGACGCCGUGGGUAUAAUUUUUCACACUGUUCGGCCGCAAUUUUGGGCUAUUGACAUCACCAAGCAUCACAACUCGGAGCGGGGGGGGCGGGCCACCUCUGGAUCGGAAUUCAGAACCUCCUCCGGACUGUAAGCAGUUGCAGCCUGACGGCAUCUGACUACCCAUAGGCCGUGGCGGAACCAAUUUGGCCGCCCCCCUCCAACCAUGUGUAGUUGCAUAAACGAUAGGAAACGAAUCGACAGACAGACGCGGAGUGCUGUGGUCCGGAAGCUUGCGGAUCGUGGCGCAUGCCCCGUGCUCUCUCGGAUCGCAAACCGCAUUCCGAGUGGACAUAACGAGUAGCUGGCCAGCAGCAGCAGCAGCUGCAACAGCUCACACGGUUCCCGACGUAAAAGAUUUGGGCUCAAUGACGUUAUCGGAAACGAUAUAUUCCAGGUUUCAGAUUCGUAAAUUACGUUAUCCGGUUCUCCGUUUUAUUUUUAUUUUUUAACACUGCUGUGCGACUUUUCCUAUACGAUUCGAUUAUAUACUAUAUAUUAAUUUACGCCAUA
This is a messenger RNA of Drosophila erecta, 10530 nucleotides long. It is a transcript of the gene nonC, whose product is annotated as serine/threonine-protein kinase Smg1. Gene Ontology annotation, cellular component: TORC1 complex; TORC2 complex; nucleus. NCBI's taxonomy places the organism in Eukaryota, Metazoa, Arthropoda, Insecta, Diptera, Drosophilidae. Bases 309 to 9995 code for a protein of 3228 amino acids. The record is from RefSeq and is a predicted model, not a curated record. The transcript is spliced from 9 exons. Gene Ontology annotation, biological process: nuclear-transcribed mRNA catabolic process, nonsense-mediated decay; phosphorylation; negative regulation of macroautophagy. Gene Ontology annotation, molecular function: protein serine/threonine kinase activity; protein binding.